This is a messenger RNA of Thunnus maccoyii (southern bluefin tuna), 1089 nucleotides long. RefSeq lists its product as uncharacterized. The coding region runs from base 315 to 1067 and encodes 250 amino acids. The transcript is spliced from 5 exons. Gene Ontology annotation, molecular function: signaling receptor activity. Gene Ontology annotation, biological process: immune response-regulating cell surface receptor signaling pathway. The record is from RefSeq and is a predicted model, not a curated record. Lineage: Eukaryota; Metazoa; Chordata; Actinopteri; Scombriformes; Scombridae. Gene Ontology annotation, cellular component: plasma membrane.
UGUGUGUGUGUGUGUGUGUGAAGGGGGGAGGGAUGAAUGGCUCACUUCCUUCCUUACCUCCAUCUGGAUACAAGCAACAGCAGGAUAAAGGAAAGCAUGUUAAUUUAAUAGAAAAAGGAAAAGAAAGUGAGAGAAAGUCGAGUGCUGCUGGACUCUCAACGACUGACAGCAAUUCUUCUAAGGAGCCGAGUUUUUUUUUUACGGGAAAUCAUGCAUGUCUUAGAACUUUCCAGACAAGUCAUGACUUGUAGACUGAAUCUGUACAAAUAAAGUGAACCUGUCAUGAAACUCAGCCACAACUGUCACAGUCAGACAUGUACGACUAUCUCCUGGUUGCCAUCAGCUGUCUCUGCUUUCUUCCUUCUGGUUUCCAUGCUGAAAACUGCAGUGAGACUGUUCUGGCAAGACGUGAGACAUUUCAUGCACCAGUAGGGGACAGUCUGUCCCUGUCCUGUGUGGUCCAGCACUGUGGAGACGCCUGGACAGGGGAGUGGAUGUGGAGAAAUUCAACAGAUAAUGAGUUAAGAGCCAUCAUGGAGGAUGCCAGGCACCAGAUUACCAAUGUGACUCUCUCAGGCAAUCAGACCCAAAUGCGUCUGAAGUUUCUGAGCGUCAAUGAGUUAGAUGAAGGUUCCUAUGCGUGCAAGGUUACAUGGGAUCGAGGGGGAAGUGCUCAGGGGCAUUGGACGUACCUGAACAUCACUGCAGCUGACCCGUUUCAAAGGACUGUGUAUCACAGGAUUUUUAUCUGUGCCGGAGCUUUUAUCUGUCUUCCCAUCAUUCUGGUAUUGGCUCGUUGUCUGAGUCCAGAGCAUAAGCCUCAGCCACUUCCCAGGACGCGUUUCACAGCUACAUACAGAGCACAAUCACACCUUGCUCCGCAGCCCCCACCUCGAUGCCCGGUACCACAGAAACGUAGCACUUCCUCCCACAAAGCUCCUCCCAAGUCCCAGCAGAAGACUGAGGUGGUGUAUGCAGACAUUUCCAAGGCUGCACUGGACCAACAGCAAGCCAUCAGAGAGCCUGCCCAGUCCACUGUCUACUCAUCGCUCAGGUUUUCUCAAUAAAGCAAAGUGGAGGAGAAAAGAA